CCUCGCUCGAUCACAAAUAUCUCGGCUUUCUGCUAUUCGACGUGGCACACUUCCUUCGAUCUUGCUCGAUUUCUUUCUCGCUUCGGUCUCGAUCACGGUCGGCCUCGAUCUUGAUCGGCUAUCGAUCCAUGAGCUUACCAAUCCAUCUCCGUACCAUAUUCCGAUAUAACCGGGGCCGGGCCUUCAUCUUCCGUCCCGAUUUCGGUUAGUGGUACAAAAUUAGAUAAGCCCGAUUUUGACUGUAUGCACACCUAUUACAAGGUAAGGGACCUCGGAAUGCAAUGUUAAGUAUCAAGAAUUCCGUAAAAUUAAUUUAUCAAACAUGUCCAAAAACUAGUUUGUAAAAAUAAAAAUAAAAACAAGAAAGCAAAAGUUGUAGUAUUUGGAACCAUGUGAAAAAUAGUAGUCGUGUAUCACAUGGCGCACGCACUCCCACCUGCUGGCGUAGCUAUUCCGUUUCCAUAAGAUGUGAACUGCUUGAUAUCUUUCUCCACAACUUUGUGGCUGUCAUAGUUAGAAAAAAGGCAAAUACACAAUGUUGACACCUUCUAUAUUUAGAAUAUGAUGCAGUAUUUAAGUACUGGCACGUACUCUGGAUAGAAUAUUACAUUCCUAUGGAUUAUCUAGCAAUUGUAGGUGGAUUACUACUUACUUGGACUUUUGUUCAAGGCAUUUGUUGGCUAGCAACAAGCAACAUAUGUAACCAAAAACUUCCACCAGGACCAAUUUCCCUACCAUUGAUUGGAAAUUUGCAUAACAUUCUUGGUGAUCAACCCCACCAGUCACUUGCUAGGCUUGCAGAAAAGUAUGGUCCAAUAAUCAGCCUCAGAAUGGGCCAAAUAAGGACGGUGGUAAUAUCUUCAUCAGCCGUGGCUAAACAAGUCCUUAAAAACCAAGAUUUGGCCUUCUCCAGCAGAACAAUCCCAGAUGCACUCCAUUCCCAUAAUCACUAUCAGUUCUCUGUCGUAUUUCUACCUGUUACUACUCGUUGGAGAUCCCUGCGGAAAAUCUUGAAUUCUAAUAUUUUCUCAGGCAACAGGCUUGAUGAAUAUCAGCAUCUUAGGUCCCAAAAGAUCCAGGAUUUUAUUGCUUAUUGCUGUCAGUGUAGCCAAACAGGGAAGGCAGUGAAUAUAGGCCAAGCUGCUUUUGAGACCUCUAUGAAUUUACUUUCGAGUACUAUUUUUUCCAAGGAUGUAGUGGACCCUUAUGCAAAUUCAGGCAAAGAAUUUAAGGAUGCUGUGUGGAAAAUCAUGGAAGAAGCUGGUAAGCCCAAUUUGGCUGAUUAUUUCCCCGUGUUGAAAUGGAUUGAUCCUCAAGGGAUAAGGCGACGCAUAGGCAAGCAUUUUGAUAAUUUGCUUCAGCAGAUUGAGGGAUGGAUUGAUGAACGAUUAGAGCAAAGGAGGAAAUCGCCGAAUAGUGGUAGCACUGAUGUUCUUGAUGUUUUGUUAAAUACUAGUCCAGAGGAUCCACAGGCAAUUGACAAAAAUCAGAUAGUACACUUGUGCCUGGAUCUUUUCGUUGCAGGAACUGAUACAAGUUCAAAUACAUUAGAAUGGGCAAUGGUAGAGGUCAUGAGAAACCCAGAUAUUAUGAGAAAGGCUAAAGCCGAGCUUGCACAAGUUAUUGGCAAAGGCAAGGUAAUAGAAGAGGCCGAUAUUGCUCGCCUCCCUUAUCUGCAGUGCAUAGUGAAAGAAACCCUGCGGAUGCAUCCACCAGUUCCCUUUUUGAUGCGAAAGGUAGACCAAGACGUUGAGGCGUGUGGGUACUUUAUUCCAGAAGGCUCCCAAGUGUUAGUGCACGUAUGGUCAAUGGGCCGCGACCCAACUAUUUGGGAGAAUCCUUUGGCAUUUAACCCACAGAGAUUUUGGGAUGUGAAAAUGGAUGAUUUUGAGCUCAUUCCAUUUGGUGCUGGUCGAAGAAUUUGCCCAGGGUUACCUUUGGCAACCAGGAUAUUGUCUGUAAUGUUGGGUUCAUUGUUGAAUUCAUUUGAUUGGAAAGCUGAAGGUGAUAUUGCACCAGAAGAUUUGGAUGUGGAAGAGAAGUUUGGCAUUACACUAGCGAGAUCAAUUCCUUUACUAGCUGUCCCUAUUCCGCUAUAAAUAUUGGCUUCAAAUUGGCCAUUUAAUAACAUUAUUAAUGACAAGCCAACACCCAAAACUAUAAAUUCGGGUGUUUUAACUCAGUCACGAACAUGUUAAUGUAUUAGUUUAUGAUUUGUGUAUGCAAUUUAA
Nicotiana tabacum (common tobacco) is the source of this 2231-nucleotide messenger RNA. Its product is annotated as geraniol 8-hydroxylase-like. The record is from RefSeq and is a predicted model, not a curated record. NCBI's taxonomy places the organism in Eukaryota, Viridiplantae, Streptophyta, Magnoliopsida, Solanales, Solanaceae. Gene Ontology annotation, molecular function: oxidoreductase activity, acting on paired donors, with incorporation or reduction of molecular oxygen; heme binding; monooxygenase activity.